Messenger RNA from Protopolystoma xenopodis, 279 nucleotides. NCBI's taxonomy places the organism in Eukaryota, Metazoa, Platyhelminthes, Monogenea, Polystomatidea, Polystomatidae. The record is from the annotation of a GenBank genome assembly.
AUGACCCACGAUCCUGCGAGCACAGACAUUCCCUGUCGGUCGAAUGUUCUUCGAGAUUUCUUGGUGUACCUCUUAGUUCGUCUGGAAAGGAUUGGCAAAUCCUUGAACUUGGGACUACGGGGUUCCUUCUUCUUCCUCUUUCUGUCUAUUAAGGGAUUGCUCGAGACCCAGCCUCUCUCCGUACUUGAUGUUUCUGGCGGAAGACAAACUUUGUACAUUUUUAGAAUUGGGUUGACCUCGUUCUCGCAACUUGGUCUUGUUGUCAGCGUGACUAUGUAG